This is a messenger RNA of Eriocheir sinensis (Chinese mitten crab), 8741 nucleotides long. RefSeq lists its product as uncharacterized. Lineage: Eukaryota; Metazoa; Arthropoda; Malacostraca; Decapoda; Varunidae. The transcript has 10 exons. The coding region runs from base 1055 to 3571 and encodes 838 amino acids. The record is from RefSeq and is a predicted model, not a curated record.
UACACGCAGGCCGGGCAACACCGCCACUCACACCUUAGUUCACGUCCAGGUGUUAGGGAACCGGUGUUACCUGCCGCCUAGGUGUUCAAUCAAUAUCAAGUGUUCUCUGCCCUCAUCACGAGUGGCGCCAAUGUGACCCCCUGGUAGCACACCCGUGGCAGGGCAGGUGUUGGGUGUGUUGGGUGUCGUGCCAGGUGUUGGUGAGGUGGCAGGGUGUGGCAGAGCCUUUUGUCUUUGUGUUGCACCAGUUACAGUGUUACAAGCUCAGACCGAAGACUACUGUAUAGUUUUACAACAGAGGUUCACUCAGAUAUAUACUAGCUCUUUGGUCAGUUUCAAGCCUGCAUGUGAAGACUUCAUGCAUGUCUAGGUUGUGUUUAUACUGAUCAGUCACUCCUCACUUCAUCACUUUAAUGAUAGCUGUUAUAAUUAAAUACUUUUCCAGCCAGAGACACGGCUGUCCUUGUCAACAAACCCACUCGGUUGGCUCAGCUGAUGCCAGCCAAAAUUUGGUCUGUCGGCACCCUCUUCCUGGGCCGUCACCCGACAAAGGGCAGUGGUCCCUCCGUAGAGGGACAAAAUCUUUAACAACAACAACAACUUUCCCGUUGCUUGCUAAGUGUCCUCUCAAACAAUAAUCACUAGAUAUCAAUCAUAUCAUGCAGGGCUUUAUAAUAUAAAAGUGGUUUCCAUAUUUCUUACUUGCAGGUAGGCCGUAAGUUUGUCUACGAGCAGUUUGUAUUUGUCUUGUAUAGUAUUUGAUAGAAGUAGGUAGUCUUCCACAAAUUUAAGAACAGUAACUGAAUCAACACACAUCAAAGCCACGUGGACAAGUGCUAGAGAGAGAGAGGGAUAGAGUGUGAAAAACUGAGGGUACUGAUGCAACAAACUGAAUUUCACUUCUCAGCAUCCACACAAACUCGGCUUGGCAUGAAACACGUGAGAGAUUGAUGAAGUUGCUAAAAAGGGAAAACAAAGCUUUUGCCGGAUAUUUAACCUGUGACCAGCCAGACGAUUUUUGUGCUACCUUUAUAAAGAUAAAGGGUCUUCACACAUGAAUAAAGGAAGUAGCAACCACUACACCCUCCUUCUCCAAGAUGAGGCUGAGACAGAUGGAGUGUGCCUAGAAGAGGAGGAAGAGGAAGUAGAGGAUGGGUUAAAUGGUAUUGAAGAGGAGGAGGAUGAAGAGGAGGAAGAGGAAGAAGAGGAGGAUGAGCCCAUGGAGGACAGUGAUGAGGAGGAAAUCUUCAGCAGCAGCAAACACCGCUCUCUGCCACACCACGAGUGCUCCAACCUCAAUGGCCAAAACCACAUCGGGGGACACGGGAAUGAGUACCAGCUCCUGAACAACAAUGAUGCAGACCUCAAAACAGUGCUGGACACCCCCAUUACCAUCUGGACCCCAACCCCAAUGUCCCCUGCCCGUCGUGCGUGCUUCAUUGCCUCAAUCAUGUUUGGCAUCUUGGUGGUAGCGACGUUCCUGUGGGUGCUUCCAUGCGACGUGCAGCCUUGUGAGGGAGAUCUGGCCAUGCGUGACACUGAAUGGGCCGUCAGGAUUGAAAGGACGGUGAUAAGUGAGACCCAGCUGGUACAGAGGCUUGCUGGGGGCCACAAUGUGCUGCUCAGCUAUCAUCCCUCCAUCAACAUCUCUAGCUGGGACCCUGAAAAUUCAUCUUUUGUAGAGGAGGAACACAUGCAGUUUGAGAACUUUGAGUCUGACUGUACCAGUUGUGGUCAAGGAACAUCUGGAAACAGCCUUUGUGGUCUUCUCAUGCUGGACGGAAACUUGGGCAGAAAAAAUUGGCGUGUUCCUAUUAGAGAAUGUGCUGUGGGACUGCAGUGUGAUUUGCUUGAUGUGAGUGGAGAUGGUGUCCAUGACUGCAUUGUGCGAGGCAGCGACACAAUGCUCUUCAUGAUUGAGGUGCACUAUGGCACCAUCCUGUGGCAUGUCCACCAGCACAAGGCAAACAAGUCUCCUAGUCACCCCUCCAAGCUCUCCAGUGCAUUACCCCAGCCAGCACUGCAGCUACACAAUGCAGGCCCGGCUGUGCUCCUGCCAGAUGUCAACAACGAUGGUUAUGAGGACUUGCUUUUCCCUGGGAGGCUGACUCAAGAAGCACACUCACACAGCCAAGACUCCAGCAGCUCCGAGACACAGGCGCCUGAGGGGGACCAAGCACCCCCAACCAAUCAGCUGGUGUUAGUCUGUGGACAGUCAGGCAGUAUUCUUGGCUCUCCUUUUGUGCUGAAGCAGUGCCACAAAAUAACUUCAAUGACAGUCAAUGAAAAAGGAUUAUCAUAUUCUUGCCUAACCAUUGACGAUGAGGAAGAAGCAGAAGUCAUACCUCUCACAGCUCUCCUGCAUCAGAUUUUAGGGGAGGUUACUUCCUCUCAAAAAUCAAGCCCUCCUCCGAAAGUUGCAGAAACAAACAGCCAGCACCUACCAACGAUGAGUAGCCUACAAGACCUUUGCCAAGUGGUUGUGUCCAACAAUGGGGUGUGUCCUCAGUGUCAGUCCAAAGUGAAUUUACAAACUGGUGAUGGUGAAGUCUUGUGGGAGAAAGACUAUGAGCACAGCACAAUUGUGUCCUGGGCACCCCUCCUUUCUGAGGGAAAGUGUCAUGGAGCCAUUCUGAAAGUGUGGGAGUGGAGGCACACAGCCACCACAGUCAAGACAAUCAAACCCCCGGCUGCCAUGAACCGAAGAACAACCAGGAGCAGUCUUAUCAGUGAGGAAAUGGAAAGUCUAGAGACUGAACCAACAUACAUUGAAAAGGGCAGUGAAGAUGAAAUUCCUCAGAAAACUAUUAUGGAAGAAAACAGUACCUCAGAUUCUGUUGAGAGAUUAGAAAUGCCCAGUGAAGUUUUGGUAAAGAGUUCUUUGAGGGAAAGUCAAGAAAGCAUAACUAAGGCUGGUAUUCUAGAAGAAAAAGAAAACUUUGCUGAACUCCAACCACCAACAACUUUGGAGAGUCCACGAGCAAGAAGAGACUUCCUCCACAAGCCUUCAGAGCAAUACCAUGAACGUUCACUUCACAGACAUCACAACAAACAAAAUUCUGCCAGUCAUGAGGAUUACAGUCAGCACCCUCAACACUCUGACCCCACUGAGGGGCAUCACCAACAGCUGAAUAAGCUUCAUGACAGCACACAUGACCAAGAGAGCCCAUAUCCUUCAAAAAAGGCAUCAACCACUGCAGCAGUACCCAGUACUUUCUCAACAAGCAUGAGGGCAAUUCAUCCCACCAUCCUAACACCUCCUGGCUAUCAGCUACAACAGAUACAUGAGCGGCUAGCACUGCUGAGAAGCAAUGGAUCAGUGUGGCAUGAGGAGACUUUAACCAGCCUUGGCUUAGGGAUAAUUCGACUUUGUAAGAGUGAAGGUUCAUGCUUACCUUCAAUAAAAUCUCAUAGCAAAUCAGUUGCUGUCUCCACUGGGGUGAAGGAGAGAGUCUGGCAGCUAGUGUCCAGCAGUACAACCUUCGACAGCACAGCCAUCAAUGGGGAGCAGCACCACACUUCUCCGUGGACACUGACGUCAAUUGUAAGGAAAAUAAUCGUUGCAGUAUAAUCAGAGAGAUCACAUCUAAUUUAUUUAUUUUGGAAAUACAAAGAUUGAAUUUUUUUAUAUACCAGGAAAUCAAAGACUGCUGUCUUUCAGUGAGUGUUUGUUGAUUUAUAGUUCCUUGUUCCAACUUGAGAUUGUCAUUUCUUACAUUCAUAGAUAAAGCUUCACAGAUUAUAAAUAUCAACUACAUGCAUGUAUUAUGGCUGUUUUGGUGAAUUAAAUGCUGUGCUUUGCUCUAAGCUUUUUGUGAGAAAAUGUUAGAAGGGUGUUGUAUUUUUCUAUUUUUAGCCAAGUUUAUGAAGCUAAACUCAUCCAUAGCUUACCUCAAAUACCUUUUGAUGUACUUUUGUUGAGACUCUUUGUCAACCAGGAGAUUCCAGUGGGGCACUAGACUUGACUGUCAAUAAUCCAGUCACUUGUGUCCUUUUAUUUUUACCUGUAACUGGCAGGUAAAGUCUUUCUUGUACAUUGUUUAAAGGUAAGAUACAAUAACCUUUUUUUACAUAAUUUAUGCAGUGAUGUUCAAGUGAUAACGAAAAUGUCAUACUUCUAACAUGAUCCCUGUACAGUACAAUGCCACCCUCCACCCACAAGCCAUAAUAUCAAACUACAUGUUGUAUCUACUUGGAACUCUGUCCAUUAUAGAACAUCAUACCACUCCAAUUAGAUGUUCUGCUCCACAUGUGUGUGCAUGUGCAUGCACACACACACACACACACACACACACACACACACACACACACACACACACACACACACACACACAUAUCAUAACACACCACAUCAUACAUUGCUCCGAUAGCUCAGUGGUUAAAGCUCUGCAUGGUCUGGCAGGUGGAGGUUCGAGCUCCGCCCAGGCCAGGAUUUUUCCACUGACAAGGAGUGGUUACUGUCCCCACUUGAGCAGGGGUGUGUGUGUCCCAGUAGUACCCAGAGAUUGACUAUAAUGAGCCUUGCUCCAAUCAAGAGGGUACUUACUGGUGAUGACGAGUUCAGCUCUUGAUCAGGCCGUGGUGAAUUGCACACACACACACACACACACACACACACACACACACACACACACACACACACACACACACACACACUAAAAAUUGUGAUAUGUCAUGUUUAGCAUGUUUAUGGGUUACUUUCAAAUUUCUUUUUAUCUGCAUAUCUCGAAUUCCAUUAUAUUGAUCUUAUUUAUUUAUUUUAUUCUCUUAUCAGUCAAACUUUUCUUGCUAUUCUAACAGUCUUAACCCUAUGUAGUUGCAAACUAACCAUAGCUACCUGUCAUCUUAUAUAUUAUAUAUAUAUAAUGUCAUGCCUGUGACCCCCCAUCCCCUGCAGUAUUUUUUGCCACACUUCCCAUGCCAGCCUACAUAUCAAAUGAACCCAGUGUAACACAGAUGCACUUUCAUGCUUCAGCAUUUCACCUGUUAUCUCAUUCACCAACAAUAUUUUUCCGUCUUCUGCCACUCAUGUUUUUUUUUUUUUGUUUUGUUUUUUUCUAUACAAUAUUCUUUUAUGUGCCUUUAGUCAAUAUCACUUCUCCAAAGAGAUGUUGUAGGUAACCAAUGACACCAGGAAUUUAUCUUGCAUGCUGCAUUAGUGAAAUAUCAUGUAAGUGGAAAAUUCACAUCACAAACAUUCUCAAGUAAUCCAACUGUAUUAGAAUCAGGGAAGUGUGCAUAUGAAGAUAAUCAGAUACUUAAACAGACAGUCUAAGUUAUUUAAAGAAAUGUUGAAACUUUCCUUUUCUUAUUUGUUUUUAGUAGGGUUGUCAAAAUCCAGUUUCCAAGUGCUGGUAAAGGUUUAUUUCUUCAAUUGUUGAAAGGCUGAACAAAAUUUUUUGUUAUUAUUUGAAAUUUAUGCAUGUUCUUAUUUUUUCAAUUAAUGAGUGCAUCAUAACACAUAUUAAGCUGGCUUUAUAUAUUGUUAUUCAGCAUUUGAAUCAAUAAUUACCAAACUGCAUUGCAUAAAAAAAUAUUGUAGUCCAUGAAAUCAACAAGGUGUGGGUGCCAUGAUGAAGGAAGCUAGCAAUGUAGUGUUAUUGUAAUCCUGUAUAAGCUGCAAAAUGCAGUGCUUGAGACCCUUGAACUUCAGAGGUGUUGCAGGGCUUGAAAUUUCCUGAGGAGAUCCAUCACAUUGCAGUAUAAACCUUAUCAAGGCUAUGUUUGUUGGAUAACUAAAGAGUCAAAGCAUAACAGUUGCACAUUUCAGAACCAGUACAAAGCAAUAAAUACUGUAAUAGCUCCAGAAUUUCUGUUCAUUUUAUAAUAAGCGACAAGAUUUAUUCCUUUCCUUAUUUCUAGAUAUUUUAAAGUUUAUUUAAAACUUGCUUGUUAAGAAUAAUAAAAAGAGUAUAUACAGGCUAUAGUAAAAUUUUGUUGCUUUCUGUCAUCAGGCAAUCCAGUUAAUGAUAUCAAAUUCCUUGUUUCACAGUCUGGAUUGAUUAGAGAUGAGUAUUCACGCUUUAGUGAAGCUUUAUGGUUAUGCUACAUAGUCUUGAACUAUUUCUAAUGAUGCUAUUCGAUAUAUUCCUCCAGUUGCCUUCCUUUACACACUUUCUGGCCUUUUGUAGAAACUUAAGAAAGAGUGAGAAAUGUGUAUUUCAAGCAUCUGAUUUGACAAGGUGUCUAGGAUAAGUCAUUCCAGAGGUUGAUAUGGAAAUAAAAUGGAUGCAAUAAGCUGUGUUGGUGUGGGUGGGUGUUUAUGUGUGUGUAUGUGCUUGCGUGCGUGCGUGCAUGCAUGCAUGCAUGUGUGUUUGUAUAAUAUAUAUAUGUAUAUAUAUACAUAUAUCGGUUAGAGCACUGUGCUGCCAGGCUUCACAGCCUGACAGAUGGCGGUUCGAGCCCCGUUCAGGCUGGAAUCUUUCCGCUGACAAGGAGUGGUUACUGUCCCCCCUUGAGCAAGGGGGAUGGGGGUUGUGGUGUGUGAGGUCCUGGCAGUACCCAUAGAUCGACUAUAAUGAGCUUGUGCUUGCUCCUGUCAGGAGGGUACUUGCUGACAAUUGUGAGUCCAAUUGUGAUCAGGCCGUGGUGAAUUACACACACACACAUUCAGGUGUCUUUCAGUAUCCACAUGAUGAUUGGUUCCAGGACCCCUGUGGAUAUCAAAACUUUAGACAUUCUCUCAUAUAUAGUAUUUGGGAAAAAAAAAAUCAUCAAAGCUUUAUGUUAUAGCUUAUUGUGCCUAGGAUUUCAAAAGACCUUUGUUGCCCUGAUUUCUGUGGUUUCUUUUAAUUUAGACGUUUUCAAGAGUUGCUGCGGUAAAAUCCUGUGGUAGUGAAAACCACAUUGAACCACACUGAUGGACGGACAACUGUGUGUGUGUGUUUUUCAUACAUGUACAUAUCUUUGGGUACAUCACAUACUCUUUGCAUGUUGGUGUUAAGAGCUCAUUAUGUAUUGUACUUGUGAAUGGAUUUGUGAUUGUCAAAAGGUCGAGUAUUAAGUCUAAUGUGCAUCAAUAUGCUUGGUUGAGUGAAAGGUCUUGAGUUUUAUAUGAAUAAUUUUUGUGACAAAUGCUAUAAUUUGCAAUAAUUAUAAUGUGCCUCCAAAGCCUCCUCCACACAUUGUAGGUGUCAGGUGCUCAUAGCGCCACAUGGAUGCCAAAAUUUGAUAGUUUCAGAUUUGCUCAAUGGACUAAUUACAGUAUCCUUGUGGUGUCACUAAUUGUCCAACAUUGACUUUGUGUAGUUGCAGUGUCUCAUCAUAUUUAUUUGUUUCCCAGUGCUACAUAAUGUCUAGUCUGAACUAUCUAAUCCGUUUUUCUGCUUCAUUUAAUUUGCCAAGCCAUGUGAAUGUAACUGCUUCCAUUCUUAAACAAAUGUAUGCAUCAACAAAGUACCAAAUGUCUGUUGCUGAAAGUGGGGUGUGGCCACUAAGGAGGGGAAGAAUAAGGUCCUCAUACUCUAGUUCUGAUUAUUGAUCUACCUCAUAUCAUAAUGCUGCACCCACUCAAGACAGCUGUGCACACUCAAUGUUUAAUGGAAGAUAUAUUACUAAAGUCUUUGUCAACAAUGUUCCUGGCAUCAGAAUCAUUACACUUUUUACACUCCCACAGAGGGAUGUGAAUUUUAAGCACAAGUUGUAGUAUGAGAAAAACAGACCUCUUCUAAAUCUUCCCCUUCAUGUCUCUUGCUUCCCCUUAACAAAGUAACUGGCCACAGCACUAACUAGACUCUGAUGAUGAUCACACACCUAAGACUUAUUCAGUCUCUAUAGGUGUAAGCAUUCUUGCCUCUGCUUCAAAAACUGGAGAGACAUGUUGUCUAGGUGCCAAGAUAUGCAUUUAAUAUUAAGCGUGGCCUCGUAUGUGUUUCAUUUGUACUGUGUCGGUUGAAUUAUGACAUAGGAUAUCUAAGUCACUCCAGUGUUUCCUUCAUACCGGUGCUUCUGUGUGUCUCUCGUCCUGAAGCAAUGUACUCUUGUGUACCGUGUCUGCACUCCUCCGCUGGCAGCAGCUCCUCUUUUUAAUAGUCAUGAGCUGGAGUUGCCUUUGAAUUGCUUGAAUAUAUUUUUCUAACUGGAUCUCUUAGUAAGUAUGACAUAGACUUGUUAUGUAUAGAACUAUUUGACCAAAAUAUUUUGUUACUUCAUGAAUGUUCAUUAUUAUAAUUAUUAUUAUUAUUAUUAUUAUUAUUAUUAUUAUUAUUAUUAUUAUUAUCACUAUUAUAAUUACCACUAUUAUUGUUAUUAUUACCAUUGGAAAGCAUAUUCCAAACCAUAUUGGUUUUAUGAUAAUUCAAGCAAAACUUUUUAUCAUUUUUUCAUAUUUAUAAUAUAAUAUGUAUUUGCAGUAGAGUUGCUAUUGGAUACAAGGCUCUGGUUAAGUACAGUUGCACAAAUUUUAAGGUCAUAUAUUUAUACAAAUAUAAUCAAAGUAAUAUUAGGUACAUUUUGCAUUUAAACCAGAUGCUUGUAUGCAAUGAGUUACAAAAGUUUGAAUAUGUUAACUCACUAAGUAUAGCCAGUAUUAUUUUUCUAAAGGUAAUUGUGUUAUCAAGUAGAAACACACUGAUUUAAUAACCUAUCUAAGUGCUAUUUGCAUUAGAAUCUAGUCUAGUCUAAUCAUUCCUUAUGUGCUCUGGGUUCAGGUUUGUGGCCACGACAAAGUCAGGCCGUUUCAAUAACGGCUGUUGUGGUUGUGAUUUUCUUUAUUUGUCGAGAAUAUAAAUUGAGAAAGCUUA